AUGAGUGGAAGAGGACAUAAUAGUCCUAAGCUGGAAUUGAAGCUGAAUCUGUCGCCGCCUAGGGCAAAUAGUGAAGCAGCGGAAUCUGGCGCCUCUUCAUCGGAAAUGUCACCGAAGAGCUCAUGCGUGUCAUCGGAGAGUGACCAAGGGAUGAGUAAUUACGCGAGCAGUCUAGAGACGAGUUCCAUGAUGCUGGUGGGUUGUCCUCGAUGUCUCAUGUACGUGAUGUUAUCAGAUGUGAAUCCCAAAUGCCCCAAGUGCAAGAGCACAGUCUUGCUUAAUGUUCUCAGCGAUGACAGCACCAAGAAGACAAUAAACUGA
This is a messenger RNA of Hevea brasiliensis (rubber tree), 321 nucleotides long. Its product is annotated as protein GL2-INTERACTING REPRESSOR 1. The transcript has a single exon. The record is from RefSeq and is a predicted model, not a curated record. Bases 1 to 321 code for a protein of 106 amino acids. Lineage: Eukaryota; Viridiplantae; Streptophyta; Magnoliopsida; Malpighiales; Euphorbiaceae.